Messenger RNA from Daphnia pulicaria, 1915 nucleotides. RefSeq names its product serine/threonine-protein kinase RIO3-like. The record is from RefSeq and is a predicted model, not a curated record. Lineage: Eukaryota; Metazoa; Arthropoda; Branchiopoda; Diplostraca; Daphniidae. Gene Ontology annotation, biological process: maturation of SSU-rRNA; protein phosphorylation. The transcript is spliced from 4 exons. Gene Ontology annotation, molecular function: ATP binding; protein serine/threonine kinase activity. Gene Ontology annotation, cellular component: preribosome, small subunit precursor; cytosol. The coding region runs from base 210 to 1808 and encodes 532 amino acids.
AUCGUAACACUGCCAUCUGGAAUUCUGGAUGGUGAAACGUGAAAUAGUGGUGCAAUAACAACAAAACAAAACGAGCUCACUUUCAAGUUUCACGGUUCCACGCCGGGGACUCAUUUUGCAAAGCUAAUUUCUUUGUUAUUUUAUAACCUUUCAUACCUUAUUUAUUGCUGAUUUUUUGUUUGCCGUUUUGAGUAUCUGUAAUAUAUAAAAUGUCUACUGCAAAUACCUCGUCGCCUGUGAUAGCAUGGGGAGGAAAAGCUGUUGAAGACGUUGCUGGAAAUGUUAGUUUCACCGACGUCAUGUCGGAAGAUCUAGCAAAAACUUUGCAAACAAAGGAAGAUUUGUCUCAAUGGCCUGAGUUAACGGCAUCAGGCAUGGUGGACGAAGCCUCUGGUGGAACAGCAGUUCAGGAAACAGUGAGUGAUGAAAUGUUGGCUCAGUUGCUCCAACUUCAAUUUGAUCAAGAGUAUGACAGAGCCUUGGGUAAAGAAGAAGCCAAAUACAAUGGCACCUCUAAAGUGGGUGUGUCAUAUUCUAAUUAUCGCAAGAUUCCCAAGGGGAGUUUUCUGGAUGAAGAUUCAGAUUCAUUUGACGAUGAGGAAUGGGACAAAACCCACAAAAGUUGGGACAGUUUCGAGUCAGCUGAGAAAGAGUCUCCAACCAUUCCCAAGUCGGGUUACGCUAAAAUGGGAGGAGAGAUCAUCACGAAACACGACACUGUAAUUACUGGUCGCAAGAAUGCCUGCAAAGCCAUGCAACUUGAACAGCUGGAGAUAGGAGACGGUGGCGGUUUCGACAUGAAAUUGAGCAACAAGGUGUACAACAAGCUUAAAACGUUCUCGCACCAAGAACAAAAGAGAGCUGCGCGAUUGAAUGACAAGCACGAGAAAGCUACGGCCACCAUGGCCAUCGAUCCUCGCAGUCGGCUGAUUCUCUUUCGCUUCGUCGACAACAAUAUUUUGGAACGCAUCAACGGUGUCAUCAGUACCGGAAAGGAGGCCGUGAUUCUUCACGCCGAAGGUGGCAACAGCGAGGAGGUAAUCGUUCCCCGCGAAUGCGCCAUCAAAGUUUUCAAGACGACUCUCAACGAGUUCAAAACGCGGGACAAGUACAUCGCCGAAGAUUACCGUUUCAAGAAUCGAUUUUCCAAGCAGAACCCUCGAAAAAUCAUCCACAUGUGGGCGGAGAAAGAGUACCACAACCUGACGAGGAUGCGUGAAGCCGGUCUGCCUUGUCCCGAGGUUGUUUUGCUGAAGAAACACAUUUUGGUCAUGUCUUUUAUCGGCCAAGAGGGUCGACCUGCCCCCAAGCUUCGCGAAGCGAUCCUGUCAACUGCAGAAGUGGAUUUGGCAUACACCCAGACGGUUUCGAUGCUCCAUAAAAUGUUUAACGAAUGUCACCUGGUCCACGCCGAUUUGUCAGAGUACAACAUCCUUUGGCACGAACAGCAGUGUUGGCUCAUCGAUGUAAGCCAAGCAGUGGAGCCGUCACACCCUCACGGCUUGGAGUUUCUCUACCGCGACUGCACCAAUGUUUCAAAUUUCUUCCAGCGAUUGGGCGCCAAAGACGCAGUCUCUCCGGCUGAGCUUUUCUCAUCCGUCAGCGGUUUCAGCGUCGAUGGUUUGGAAGCAGACGUUCUUAGUCAAAUUCGCGACUACGAGCGGAACGAAGAGCAUUUAACUGUCAGCCAUCCCAACCAGAAGGUUUACCCGUUUGAUUAUUGCUGGCAGAAAUCCCAAGAGGCUCGCGUCCAACAACAAAAGCUGGAUUCCCAGAAAGAGGAAGGCUUGUCUGAAGAAGAACAGUGAUCGUCCCAUCCGGUCCACAAAAUUAUUUCACAUUGUUCCUUCUCCCCUUUUGCUGAUUUUUGUAACUGUGGAAAAUUUCAAUAUUGACUGAGAAAGUUACAUCAUGA